This is a messenger RNA of Aspergillus japonicus CBS 114.51, 1068 nucleotides long. RefSeq lists its product as uncharacterized. NCBI's taxonomy places the organism in Eukaryota, Fungi, Ascomycota, Eurotiomycetes, Eurotiales, Aspergillaceae. The coding region runs from base 173 to 781 and encodes 202 amino acids. The transcript has a single exon. The record is from RefSeq and is a predicted model, not a curated record.
GAUAGCGGGGGUGGAAUUUCUGGCAUUCUGGGUGGCUUUUCAUGCUGUGGCAGAGAAGGCUUGAGCAGACACCUAUUUUGACCUUGACCGGGGUUUGACUUAAAUCCAAUCGCUUGCAGAUGCAUAUUUCGCUAGAACGCUACAUUUUCAUAAUAGCGCGUGCAGAUGGCUGAUGCCACCAAAUGGGAAAUGCCGAUCGAUGUGGUUGGAAGUCGGAAGUUAUUGGCCACAGGAAGGGGCUGCAGGGUCUUUGCUCGUGUUCGUGCAUGAUACGAGGCUGACGCCUUCAAUAAUGAUUCGCUGGGCGCCCGGGCUCGCUCAUGCGAUACCCCGGACCCAACCAGGGGUAAAGCGCUUUGUCACCACACCUUUAGUGAUGUUAGAGCAUGAGUGUCAUGUGCUGUUGCUGUCCUUCUCUGGAAGUGAUGGGGCUGAGCACUGGAAGCCCAAGCGCACUAAGGCAGCUACAAGUCAGAUUUGUACCAUAUUUUUGUAUCAUGGCCGGCGUGCCUCACGCCUCCCACGUUCCACCGCGUUCAGUACCUGUCCCGCGACGCGGUUGCGGCUGGGCUUCUGGGCUGUAAUGCGGGCCAGAAACAGCAAUGAUGUGUUCCAUGCGAAAGGACGAUGUUUCUCCGUCCCUGAGAACGGCCUCCCACGAACCCAAGAUCUGGAGUCAGAGCCUUACCGUGAAUCCGGUCCCGAUGCCCCACUCCCCACAUCGAGUCUAGAUGUUUUGGAUCGAGGGAUGCUGUCAUGCUUUUAUGCUUCCGUGCUUUAGAAAAGCGUCACGAGCCGUCCGAGGUCAACCAGGUCAGUGACGUCGGAACAAUUUGAUCGAAAGCUGGUGCACGAUGCAUUUCAUGACUGCAAUAUUCCAUGCGCAGAUUUCCACUUAGAAGUCUGUCAACCACUCCGGGGAGUGCGCUUUAGUUCAAUCAGUUGACCAUCAAGGGUUGUUGAUCCUUCUCGAGGUACUGCAAUACGAGAUGUGGCGUUGCAGGCAAACGAAGCCAGGAGUGCUGCACCGAGCUUCGUGACGUUCGGAAAUCCCGUCAGGCUACUUCU